Patiria miniata (bat star) is the source of this 3110-nucleotide messenger RNA. RefSeq names its product leucine-rich repeat-containing protein 42-like. The record is from RefSeq and is a predicted model, not a curated record. The transcript is spliced from 6 exons. The coding region runs from base 234 to 1910 and encodes 558 amino acids. Gene Ontology annotation, molecular function: protein binding. NCBI's taxonomy places the organism in Eukaryota, Metazoa, Echinodermata, Asteroidea, Valvatida, Asterinidae.
GCUAUAUUUAGACCAUACAUAAACAAAAACAUUACUUUACGUGGACGUCACAAAUGUGAACCUUCUAAAUAUCGAGGUCAUCUAUCUGGCGGGAAUUUCGGAUUCCUGAGGUUCCAUUCACAUUGAUGCUUGUUACUUAUGAUCCCAUAGUAGAAGUGCGGAACACAUACAUCUACCAGAUAUCCACUGGACCGGCUGAUAUUCCAUAAUCCACCCUCGUGAUAGUUGCUAUCAUGGCCUUCGAACCAUUUCCCUCCGAGGCUGUUCAACAGUUCAAUGACCCUGGGCCAUACUUCAUCCGUGAGAAUGGCAAGCUUCGCUCCCCACCUGGCAUGGGCCCUCACAGCCGGUCUCUCCUAGAGUUCAGCCAAGAAACCAAUCCAGCCGCGACACCGGCCAAUUCUACCGACCAUUCAGAAAACACCCCACGGAAACUCUUCGACAUGACGCUAGAUUUUGUUGCGGCCAACGUUGUGCUUGUUGACUCUUUGGUGGGGUUUCCGGAGGUCGUAGGUCAGCAGCUGUUUGAAGCAUCUCAUCGCCAUGGUAACCUCAGCAUCAAUGCAUUGCGACUUUUCAGUGAUGCCUACAGAGAUGCAGUUCUGCGGAGCAUCAAUCUGAGUGGACACCAUCUUGCCAUCAACCAGCACAGUAAUUGUCUAGCUGUCUUCCCAUACUUGACUGAAUUGGAGGUCACAGGUUGUCGCCUAGGAGACGACCAUGAAAUCAUCUCAACCAUUGCGAAUUGCCACAGUUUGACCAGACUAGGUUUGGCCAGCAACAGUCUCUCAGAUGUUGGCAUACAGAGGCUGACUGCUCCUCUAAGAGUGAUGAGAAGAGGUCCAAGGAAGUUAGGCAUCUUAGAUCUAGCAGGUAAUAAUUUAAUCAGUGACAAGUCUGCUGGGCAAUACCUGACUGUAUUCACUUCCCUCCGAGGUAUUGAUCUGUCUGGCUGUAAUAUCAGUUCUGCUGGCCUGGACGUCUUGAGAUCAAAACUAAGACUAGAAACCAACAACUCGACAGCUCCAUCUCCAUUCCACCUGCCAGUCAAGACUGUCGGCUGGGCCUUGCCUUUGAUAGAGCAAUGGAUAGAAUCAAGCACUGAUCUGAUGAAGAGAGGAAAGUCCAAGGCUAGCAAGGCUCAGGCACACGGACCAUCCAACUCAGUUCAUUUCUAUGGACGAGCACGUAAGAGGCUUGAGAAUGUUUCUAGGAGUUCCCUGCCAAAACCCAAACCUCUCGUCUUCCCAGUCAUUCAACUGGUAGCAGCCACCACCAACCACGGUCAACCCACCAGCGACCCAGCAGACAAAAAGGUCAAAAGGUUAAAGGUUAAAAUGACAAUUGACAGAUUGACAAAGGAGCUCAAGAAUCCAGCCACUUGCCGACAAGAAGUUGAAGCCUGCCAAUCCAAAAUGGGUGCCAGCUUGUCUCAGACCACAUUCAACAAGGAAUUAAUUGAACAGUAUGCCAUCGGUUCGAGAGACACAUUUAACAAGAACAAACAAACGAGGAAACAAGAUCACUGGAGCUUUGUUGACGUAGACUCUAAUGAUCUAAAGCAGAGCAGGGAACCACUGAUCCUCAAACAAGAGCCAGUCAGAGUCACAAAACCACCCCCAAAGAAGAGGAUCAAGCUCAGCACAAAGGCCUCCAAGGGAUUUUCGGAUGUUCUGCCGAAUCAAAAAGUUGAAGGUGUUGUACAUGGCGAGCCAAGAUCACACAAAAACCCUUGUGUCGGCCAAGCCUCUGAUUGCAGGAAGUCAGGUGAUCAAAGCCACAUGACCUCCAAGGAUCAUGGGUCAUGUUCGAACCAGAGACAAUCAGCGGAAUACGUUCAUAGGAACCAAGCUACAAGUCAGAAAGGAAAUGGUCUCUGGAAGGCAAUGAACAGUGAAGACUGGGGAUAGAUACCAGAAGGAGCUCACUAUCACAAUAAACACUCAAGAACAAGCAAAAGAAUUACUAGCAACAUGAAACCUUUAAUCACUUUGGUUAAAUAUCCAAUACCAUUCAUAUUGUGACCCUACAUCAGUGUAUGCAUAGAAUAUUAAACAAAUACAACCAUUAGGACGAUUCAAACGCCAAACUAAUAUAAAAGUGAAGCAAAUUUAAAGACAUCAAAAGUGUUUCACUGCAAGGUUACAUCGUUCACCUAAAAUUUGCUUCACUCUUGUAUUCAGCAGAAGUACCAGCCCAUCUUGACUAUUUGAAAAUCUGGGAUUCAUUGCCAUCAAAUUCACUUUUGGACUCGGUGCAUAAAUAACCUUCAGGAAAAAUGACAAAACAUAGAUCACCACAACAGGUAGACACAUCAAUACCAUUUCUGUUGUGUGAACAUACUCAAGCUUGAAAAUGUCACGCGACCUACCCAACGUUUUUUGUUUAUAUUCAGUUGAAAGUUGGUCAUGUCAAGUUUUGUACCGAUAGACAUUUUGCAUUCAUGAUCUUUGAAGGCUACUCAUUUAUCUCCCUGUGGAACAAAAGCACACACCUCAAAGAUGGCCGUAAUGCAAAGGAUCUAUAGUGAGCAUGAAUAUUGGUUUGCAAUCAUAAUAUCAUCUAUAGUACCCCCACAGAGUACAUUGUAUUUAACACAAAUUCAUAAAUACCUGAGAGUUUACCAAUUCCUAUUGAUUGAGAGCCCAUCACGUGGGCGAUUUUAAACUGCCGUUAAAACACUGCUACGUUCUGUGCCACAUCAUGCCAUGAGGGCACCAAUUUACAUGUAAGGAGAUAUUUAGAGAUACGCAUAGACAUGGCCAUACCAUAGACAUGGCCAUACCAUAGACAUGGCCAUACCACAGACAUGGCCAUACCACAGACAUGGCCAUACCACAGACAUGGCCAUACCAUAGACAUGGCCAGAGGGGUGUUUCGCAAAACAUUAAGCAAAAUUGUUGAACAAGAUCAUUUUCAAAUUUAUGAAUUUUGGAGUUGUUUUGACCAAGAGGUAUUUAUGAAUGGGAAUAAAUAUGUGCUUGACCGGUAUUCAACAAGUAAGCUUAAAACCGGCUCAGGGCCUGGACACGGAUGACUCCAGCCUUCGGCUUGGGCCAUUAUCCACGUCCAAAACCCUAGCUGGUUUUAAACAUACUGAUAUAAGAUUU